UUGUAUGAUGCUAUAUUAAGAUAUCAUUCACUCGUAAACUCUUCAGUAGAAACUUGUAAGUGGCGACUUGUAGUGAGUUUUUAUAUAGUUUCGCUUUUGUGGCUAGAGUAGGUAUUUGUGUGUGCAGCAAUGACUUCCCUGUCAAAACGUGUAGUGCCAGACAUCAUACUAGAAAACCUAACAUGCAGGAUAUGCUGCAAAUACUUAACCGUAAGUCCAAUUGGAGUGCAUCCAGAUGGAGGAAACAUCUGUGGGAGGUGCCUAUACGGGAAAAAGUCAUCUCCAACGUGUCUUUUCGAAUGCAUGGAGGAUUUAAACUAUCAUUCGUUCCAAGGAUUUAUUCCAAUGGUCCUUCUAGGAUACGCCAGUUAUCCCGAAACUCUUUUUCCAUGCGUCAAUCGUUUUGAAGGGUGCAAUAAGCUUUUGCCGUUUUCCGCUAUAAAGAAUCAUGAAAAAAUCUGCGUUUACAAGAAAUUCCAGUGUCCUUUGUGCCAGUUUCAGGGCGUCGGUAGUCAGUUGAUUCAACAUUUUAGGACCGGCCAUAAGAGGUAUCUAUCAUCGGAAAAUCCAGUGUUUAUAUUAAAGAUAGACAACGACUUUUCUGAGACUUACUUAUUUAGAAGUGAAAAUACUUUAUUCUUAGUGAAAGUGGAAUAUAUUAAAGACUUGUCUCAGUUUAUGUUUGAGACUUUGUGUUUGGGAACCCCGUCGAGAAAAUUGGGGAGGUUAAGGAUAUUAUUUAGAAUACCAUCUGGCAGUAUUUCAACGUAUAACGACUACAUUUUACUCUCUGAUCGUUUAGAAAUUUCAAGGAACUGUAGAUUCAACAUGACUUUUAAGAUUAAUGAUUUUCGUUUGAGUGAAACUAAAAAUGUCGUGUGUAGUUAUAACUUAUUUUAUACAGAAUGAAAACUUGUAUUUGUAAAAUUGUGAUGUUUUAAAUAAGUUUAAUGUCAUUCACGUAAAUAAAUACUGAUACGAAAAGUCACGUGAUAGGGAUACAUCUGCAUGUCCUUGCGUGAUGAAACAAAGAAAUUUUAUCAAACUGCAAUAAUCCGGUUGUUUCUUUCAAAGCAAUUCGCACAAUCAUUUGACUUUGAUACGUACAAUCAGUAUUUAGAAUAAUGUUUUUAGAAAUCUUUAUUUUUUGUAAAAAUAAGUAAGUAUAACGACAAACACAAAAAUAUUCUAGGUUACCGUGCAUAUUUAAAAGCUUUUCAACUGAAAAUACUGUAUUGUCGCCCAUGUAUGAUAUAAAAAUAUUAUUUAAAUCAGCAGUAUAUCAGCAAUAGGUAUUUCAUAUCAUUAAACAAUGUAAUUCAAUAAUGUCGACUCCAAAAGAUGUAUCUAAGUUAUGUCAUAUCUAUUAUAAAAUGUAAGAUGUAGAAAAUUAAUAUUUUUGUAAAAUAUAAUUGUAUAUAAAUG
Molecule: messenger RNA, 1425 nt
Organism: Anoplophora glabripennis (Asian longhorned beetle)
Lineage: Eukaryota; Metazoa; Arthropoda; Insecta; Coleoptera; Cerambycidae
Product: E3 ubiquitin-protein ligase siah2-like
Exons: 2
Coding region: 130-909 (259 amino acids)
Biological process (GO): proteasome-mediated ubiquitin-dependent protein catabolic process; multicellular organism development
Cellular component (GO): cytoplasm
Molecular function (GO): ubiquitin conjugating enzyme binding; zinc ion binding; ubiquitin protein ligase activity
Source: RefSeq, a predicted model, not a curated record